UAUCGAUAGUUAGUCAGUGUUAAAUUUGUUGCCGAAGGGGAAGGUUGUGUAAAUUCUUGGUGCGGAUGUUUUCUUUGAACAACAUUCAUAGUUUUGUAUAACGCGGUGUUGCCCCCCUCCACGAAAAAAGAAAGAAAGAAAAGCCAAAUCCUGAAAAUAAAACAAAGUAAAUCAUAAAUGUGAGAAGCUGCUGUUUGCAAGCAAACGUAAACGUAAAGAAAGAAACAAAAAACAAAAAAAACAGAAAAGCAACCAAAACAUCAAUUGAGAGAGCGAGAGAGAGAGAGAGAGAGAGCAGUGUGUGAAGUGCGAGUGCGAGAGCGAGCGAAAGAGCGAGCUGUAGAACAUGUUUACCGAAGAGGGCAUCUUUCCCAUAGGCGAUGGCCUGCUGGACGUUGGUGCCGAGCGCUUGAAGGGAUUACUUGUGCCGCACGACAUCAACGAGAUCUACGAGGUGGAGCAGACGCCGUUUGCCAGGGGCAAAUUCGCUGCUGUGCGCCGAGCCAUACACAAGAAUACCGGUUUGCAUUUUGCUGCCAAAUUCCUAAAGCGACGCCGACGCGCCCAGAGCAGCGACAAGGAGAUCAAGCAUGAGAUCGCCGUUCUCAUGCUCUGCGAGGGCGAGGAUAAUAUUGUGAAUCUAAAUGCGGUGCACGAGACGCGCUCGGACACGGCGCUGCUGCUGGAGCUUGCCACUGGCGGUGAACUGCAAACCAUUUUGGAUAACGAGGAGUGCCUGAGUGAGGCUCAGGCGCGCCACUGCAUGCGGGAAGUGUUGAAGGCGCUGAAAUUUCUGCACGAUCGCUCCAUAGCGCAUUUGGAUCUGAAGCCACAGAACAUAUUGCUCGCCGGUGAGCGCAUCGAAGAUGGACUGAAGCUUUGCGACUUUGGCAUCUCGCGCGUCGUCUGCGAGGGCAUCAAUGUGCGCGAGAUGGCCGGCACGCCGGACUAUGUGGCGCCCGAGGUGCUGCAAUAUGAGCCGCUCUCAUUGCUUACGGACAUUUGGUCUGUUGGCGUUUUGGCCUAUGUGCUGCUCUCCGGCUUCUCGCCCUUCGGCGGCGACACCAAGCAGGAGACCUUCCUCAACAUCUCCCAAUGCGCGCUCACCUUUCCCGACAAUCUAUUCGGCGGCGUCAGCCAAGCGGCCAUUGACUUUAUACGUCGCGCACUGCGAAUUAAACCAAACGAUCGCAUGAACGCCGCUGGCUGCUUGGAGCAUGUCUGGCUCAAGGAUGACUGCGCGCUGGAUAGACAAAUCUAUUUGCAGGCGGAGAAUGGCGCCGACUUUGCACACGACGAUGAUGAUGAGGAUGAAGAGGACGAGGAUGAAGAGGACGAAGAUGAGGAGCAGCAAUUAGUGGAGCUGCAUAAGCCACAGCAGCAGCAGCAGCCUCAGUCACAGCAACAUAGCACAACAGCAACUGCAACUGCAACAGCAACUGCCAACAAAUUAACGCACAAUGGGCUGAGAGCGCACAGCAGCUCCAAGAUACCCAUUGCCACCAAUCACAGCAGCCACAAGCUCAGCUCCAGCUCCAGCUCAAGUGCCAGUCCCAGCAGCAGCACGACGGAGACUACAACCGCCAUACACACGCUGCCGCAAUUGGCGCUGGUGGCUACAACGCCGCUGGCCACUGGCAAACCCACACAGAUUGUUACGCCAACGCGACGCGCCUCGGAUUCGGAUAAGGAGAACACAUAUACGGCGACGUUUGUUAAGAAGCCCGUGGCCAGCACUGCGACCAUACAGCUGAGCAGCCAUGGUCUGGAGGAGGUGUCGUCGUCGACAGUGAUUGCCACGCUGACGCUUUUCCCGGAUGCGCCCACCACGCCCAAAGUCAUACGCAAGACGCCGGCGACGGAGACCAGCUCGGCCACCAGUGUCAAGGCGCUCGUCAAGAAGUUUCAGCUCGAGAAGUUGGAGGCACAUCAAGCAGCAGCCACAGCCACAGCAACGCCCACAAGCCAUGCCACACUAGUGGGCGGCUACUGUCCCGCUGUAGGCGUGGCCAGCACACAGCUCUAUCUACAGCAGCCGCGCAAGUGCUCCGUGCCCAGCGGUGUUGCCGCCGCCGUCGCCAACAGUAACAGCAACAGCAACAGCAACAUGCGUCGCAGCAACAGCAACAAUCACAGCAGCAACACUAACAGCAGCAGCAGCAGCGGCGGCGGCACACGUCGCGCCUCAGAGCCACUGACUGCCGUGCACAAGAAGCAGCUCAGCUCAGCUGUUGUCGUCGUCUCCUCCUCCUCCUCCUCCUCCUCAUCGAGCAGCAGCAACAAGAACAGCAGCAGUAGCAACUCCGCUGUCAGCGCGAGUCCCAGUCCCAGCGCCGGCAGCAACAGCAGCAGCAGCAAUGCUAACAACGCUGCCAGCAGCAGCAGCAGCAGCGCUCUGCUGCUCAAUGGACGCCUUGGUAUCAUCUGUUAGCUAAGGGCCGAACGUGCGCGCCGCAAUGCCAAAAGUUUAUUUCACCGCUUUCUCUGCUGCAUGUAACAGUGCCUCAACGUGUAGGCGUGGUCACCAGCAGCAGCAGCAGCAGCAGCAGCGCCCUAGGCGGGUCUACUAGGAAGCGCAAGCAGCAGCAGCAGCCCCAAUGGAUUCACUUUGGAUUUGGCUUUUCCACGCCCGCACGUGCGGAAUAAUUUUAUAAUUAAUUAAUUUUUUGUUUUGAUUUCUCGAGAGAGUGUGUGUGUGUUUCAAUAUAUAUAAUAUAUAGUAUAUAGUACUCUUAGUUAAUGUUGCUAGCGCCCCAUGCUCUGUACUAACCCAGCCACGCCCACAGAUUUCCAAGCCCAAGUUCUAACAAUACAAAAUACAAAUACAUGCAUUAUAUAUAUAUAUGCUAUAUAUAUAGAGAUCUAGCGUUGAUCUGUGUGUGUGUGUGUGUGUUGCACAAUAAGAAAUUUUUAAAGAGUGAGCGAGCAAGCGCGCGCGCAUGGCUUAGAGCGAGAUAGAGAUAGAGAGUUGUAGCUAUAAAUUGAAUUAUUUUAAACAUAUCAAACAUUGUUCUGUUGUAUGUGUGACUGUGUGUGUGUGUGUGAGUUCAACGAAUCGAAACAUGUCAAUUCAAUCAAGUUACAAAUUUAACAUAAAUUAUACACGAGCGAGAGCGCGAGUCAUUUGAAAUUAGAAAUGUUUACAAAUUACAAAUAUUAAUAAUGUUGAGCGCCAAUUGGUAACUGUUUGUUAUGCAUCAAAUACAUAUA
Molecule: messenger RNA, 3210 nt
Organism: Drosophila busckii
Lineage: Eukaryota; Metazoa; Arthropoda; Insecta; Diptera; Drosophilidae
Gene: Drak
Product: death-associated protein kinase related
Exons: 6
Coding region: 347-2431 (694 amino acids)
Biological process (GO): protein phosphorylation; intracellular signal transduction; positive regulation of apoptotic process
Cellular component (GO): nucleus
Molecular function (GO): ATP binding; protein serine/threonine kinase activity
Source: RefSeq, a predicted model, not a curated record